Molecule: messenger RNA, 417 nt
Organism: Lathyrus oleraceus (garden pea)
Lineage: Eukaryota; Viridiplantae; Streptophyta; Magnoliopsida; Fabales; Fabaceae
Product: transcription factor DYT1
Exons: 3
Coding region: 1-417 (138 amino acids)
Biological process (GO): regulation of DNA-templated transcription
Cellular component (GO): nucleus
Molecular function (GO): DNA-binding transcription factor activity; sequence-specific DNA binding
Source: RefSeq, a predicted model, not a curated record
AUGCUCAAAGAAAGUAUUAUUGAGGAUGCUAUUACUUAUGUCAAGAAGCUUCAAGGUGAUGUUAAUAAACUCACACAAGAGCUUCAAGCAAUGGAAGCAGAAGAAAACUUAGAGCGGAAAAUAAACAAAGUUUCUGAUGCAGAAGAGAUGAAGAAAUGGGGGAUACAGGAAGAGAUUCAUGUGGAAAAAACUGAUGGGACUAAACUGUGGAUUAAGAUGAUCAUUGAGAAAAAGAGAGGGAGGUUCAACAAAUUAAUGGAAGUUAUGAAUGAUUUAUGCAUUGAAAUGACAGACAUUAGUGUUACAACUAUAAAAGGAGCAUACAUGAUUACAACUUGCUUAAAGAACUUGGGAGGUGAACCAUUUGAUGUUGAUCAAGCCAAGUAUUGGUUGCAAGAUAUAAUCAAGAUCAUUUAG